Messenger RNA from Plasmodium adleri (nom. inval.), 492 nucleotides. Its product is annotated as conserved Plasmodium protein, unknown function. Bases 1 to 492 code for a protein of 163 amino acids. The transcript is spliced from 4 exons. Lineage: Eukaryota; Apicomplexa; Aconoidasida; Haemosporida; Plasmodiidae. The record is from RefSeq and is a predicted model, not a curated record.
AUGAUGAUAAAUUAUUUGAAAAGAAUUCAGGGUAAAUUUAUACCUGGUUUUAUAAACCAUAAGAUAGUAGGAAAUUUACAUAAAAUUAAUACAAACACACAUAAUGAUGUUAUUGAGAAUAUAAAUGUAAAACAAGAGAGUGACGUGUCACAUAUAGGUGAAAAUAUAGACGUAGGAAAUAUAGAUUAUAAAUACUGUCCAUAUUUAAAACCAUUAGAAAUUAAAGGUAUUAAAAGAGCUGAUAGAAAGUUUGAUUAUAAUAGUAGUUAUAGCUUUAUGAAUAAACAAAAAGAUUUUACAGAAAAAUUUAAAACAAGUUUAUUUACAAAAUGUUUAUAUAAUGGAAUGAAAAUACCUUUACCACCAAAGAGAUAUAAAAUAUCCCAAUAUGUGGAUGUUAGAUUAGACAUGUUCUCACCUUUAAUAAUAACAUGUCUUAUAUGCUUCCCAUUUUUCUUUACAAGAUUUAUGUGGUCAGUCGAACACGCAUAA